GCAAACGUUUUUUAGUUACAGGAAGAUUUUUUUUAACAGAACAUUAACCAUGUUUAUUGACACCGAUCUCUCCAGUCUCAAAUUGUGUAUUGGCCUUUAUGGUACAGCAGGUGGCGGUGUGGGACUUUCUGCUUGUUUAUGUUGUUAGGGGGUGUUUCUUGUUGUUUUUUGGUUGGAGUUGACACUUCUUAUAACUUAAUUUAAAACGUACUAAACUAACAGCACUGGAGUUAUAGACAUUUUCUGGCAAUAUGAUCAAUGGCAGCUUCAAUUUCAUCAUAGGCUGCCAGUAUUUUAUUUCUUCACGAAGAAUAAACCACGCCACACAAUGGAUAACAGUCCAACAUAAACCGCACAGCAGUUCUGACUCAAAAACACAACUAAACGUGCCUAAAGAAGAAAGUCUGCUUAAUCAUGAACGAACACGGUUAAAACAUAUAUUAAUAAUAAACUUACAUGUACAGACUGAAUUUGUGACAGCACGGACUUAGAAAUUAACCUUUAGAUGUAGCUACAGCAACUUUUUUUUUGUGUGAAUAAUUUAUUUUUCUGUUGUGGCUUUUUACGUGUAUAUUUAUUUCGUUUAAUCCUUGCGCACAUUAUCAGGAAAUGGAUGUAUAACUGCUGUAGGUUAUACGUUAUUGAGUUUGGGAAGGAGAAAAAAAGAGAAAUCGCUUAGGCUAAGUGAAACUGAGGACAUGAUGUUUGAAAUUUUGAAGAGCAGAAGGUUUCAUUAAUGCCUUUUUAAUGUGUGAACAUUUAUAAGAAACCUGCAGGCGUUUGUGCUCUUCUUUAGCACAUAGAAAAAGUAUGACCUGUUCAGCAAUAAAAACGACCAGGCCUACCCCUGUGAUGUUCGAAAGUGUUUCAAAACGAAACGAUGACUUGACUAUUUUGAAAAUGUUAUAAGCUAUUAGAUAUUUAGUAGAACUAUUUAACAACAACAACAACAAAAAAAACGGUUGAUGCAUUAUGCCAAAGGGUUGUUUUAAAAUAUUCAGUAAGGCAUUACAAAUAAUAAUAUAUGUAAAAUCAUCCAUGGCCAUCAGCAGCAGCCAGCAGGUGCUUAAUGAAGUAAGAAAGGACUUAAAGUCAUCCCAUGUCAUCUUGGUAGGGAUGCUGCGCGGGAUUUUCGUCUUUCAAAGUUGACUCUGACUGUUCUGUGCGUCACAGCCACGCCCAUACAACACAUUAUUACACCUAACUCAUAUUCUCAUGCGGUUUGUUAGACUGCAGUCCUGGGAGAGAAGGAACUUUGUUGUCAGCGGUUCUCUCGCAUCCCUGUGGACUGAGAGGCAGCGCGGGAGUCAUGAAGCAGGAGGUCAGGGCUGCUCUGGGGUCAGCUCAUCCCUGGCUCCACACAGAGACUCAGAGAAGAGGUGUUGUUCUUGCCCGGGCGCACUUUGAGAAACAGCCGCCUGCCAACCUGCGCAAGUCAAACUUCUUUCACUUUGUGUUGGCUUUAUAUGAUAGUCAGGGUCAGUCUGUGGAGAUAGAGCACACUGCGUUUGUGGGCUUUGUUGAAAAGGAGAAGGAGCCAGUAAGUGAAAAAACAAACAAUGGAAUCCAUUACAAACUCCAGUUACUGUACAACAAUGGUGUCAGAACACAGCAAGAUCUUUACAUCCGUUUGAUAGACUCUGUGACCAAACAGGCAAUUGUGUUUGAAGGUCAGGAUAAAAACCCUGAAAUGUGUCGCGUUCUUCUCACUCAUGAGAUAAUGUGCAGCCGAUGUUGUGAUAAGAAAAGUUGUGGAAACAAGAACGAAACACCAUCAGAUCCCAUCAUUAUUGACCGGUUCUUCCUGAAGUUUUUUCUCAAAUGUAAUCAAAAUUGCCUAAAAAAUGCAGGGAACCCACGAGACACGCGUCGUUUCCAGGUGCUGGUCUCUACUACAGCAUCUGUUAAGGCCCACAUUCUAGCCAUUUCAGAUAAUAUAUUUGUCCAUAACAAUUCAAAGCAUGGCAGAAGACCAAGAAGAUUUGAGCUGAUUGAAGCUGAGAUCCCCUGCAUCAAGGCCAUCAGUCCGAGUGAAGGUUGGACAUCAGGUGGAGCCUCAGUGAUCAUUAUUGGAGAUCAGUUCUUUGAUGGUCUACAGGUGGUUUUCGGAACAGUUAUGGUCUGGAGUGAGGUGAUUACACCACAUGCGAUUCGUGUGCAGACUCCACCUCGUCACAUCCCUGGUGUUGUAGAAGUUACACUGUCCUACAAGUCCAAGCUGUUCUGCAGGGGACCUCCAGGACGCUUUAUUUACACUGCUUUAAAUGAGCCAACCAUUGACUACGGGUUCCAGCGGCUGCAGAAGGUGAUUCCUCAUCAUCCAGGCGAUAUGGAAAGAAUACCAAAAGAAGUCUUACUGAAGAGAGCAGCUGAUCUCUUAGAGAUGUUUCAUGGAAUGCCUCACAACAACCAGGAGAUGAUUCUGAAGCGUGCGUCUGAUAUAGCACUCCACGCCAUCCCACGAAACCCAUCCAACACAAAUUCACAUGGAAUGAUGGGUGUAAACUCCUUUGAUGCGCAGUUACCCUUGAACACAGACAUUUCACCGGAUGUAGAACGAGCAUCUCUUUCAGUGGGUUUCAGUCGGAGUUCAAACAGUGGCUUCAUUGCAGGCAGCACAUCCCAGCAGUCUGAAUUCAGCAAUACUAAUACAUGCAUGAAUACACACACACAUUCACACUCUCACUGCAACGUGCCAAGACACACACACUCAAACACACCUCCGUCCAUGGCUGGGCACACGCAAACACACACACGCCCUUCUGUGGCAAACUUCUCUGUGGCCACACAGCCAUUCUUAGACAGUCCUACUUCGGAUACACAACACUACAUCGUGAAGCAAAAAAGUGCAUUUGCUCCAGUUCUGAAGCUGCAGUCCUCAACAGCACAAGCUUCAGGUGUCCCUGUCUGCACGCCUUGCUUGGACUAGUGACACCAGACACACUUUCACAUGAACAAAUGAAAAACUCUUUUAGAAGUUGUAAUCGUUUUAGUCAAGGAGGGACAACGUCUGUUUUGCAUUUUGCAGGUUCUCUCAUUGCAGGCAAUACAAAAACAUGGUUGGGGAUAA
Carassius auratus (goldfish) is the source of this 3070-nucleotide messenger RNA. RefSeq names its product O-6-methylguanine-DNA methyltransferase (gene mgmt). Bases 1310 to 2929 code for a protein of 539 amino acids. Gene Ontology annotation, biological process: regulation of DNA-templated transcription. The record is from RefSeq and is a predicted model, not a curated record. Gene Ontology annotation, molecular function: DNA binding; DNA-binding transcription factor activity. The transcript has 16 exons. Lineage: Eukaryota; Metazoa; Chordata; Actinopteri; Cypriniformes; Cyprinidae.